This is a messenger RNA of Brenthis ino (lesser marbled fritillary), 1752 nucleotides long. The record is from the annotation of a GenBank genome assembly. Lineage: Eukaryota; Metazoa; Arthropoda; Insecta; Lepidoptera; Nymphalidae.
AUGCCUCCGGUAAAGGAUGAUUUGAUAAGAGAAAUUAAUUGUUUAGAUGUAAACCUAACUGAAAAAAGUCCUGCAAAAAGUACAGCACUUGUAGACGUAAGGGCGUGUAAUAAACCUGCCGCUAAGGUAUGGUUUCGUGGCGUGAGAAGCUCCAAAUUCCGCCAUGUAUAUGGAGUACCCUUCAAGAGAGAAAGAUGUUACGACAACAUAAAAAUCACCAGAAAUGCGCACGAUUCCAACUUUUGCGCGGUGAACCCUAAAUUCGUUGCGAUUGUCACAGAAGUUGCGGGCGGCGGUGCUUUUCUUGUAUUGCCUUUGGAUCACACUGGCCGGCUAGAUUUCAACGCGAGUCGUGUCACCGGUCACAAAGGCCCUGUGCUCGACAUAAAGUGGAAUCCGUUCAACGAUAACAUCAUAGCAUCAUGUUCGGAUGACUGCACGGUAAAACUAUGGCAUAUACCCGAUGGUGGUCUGUCCAUGCACCUGACGGACUGGCUGGUUGAACUGCACGGCCAUAAGAGAAGAGUCGCGUACAUCGAGUGGCAUCCUACCGCUGAGAAUAUACUCCUCAGUGCUGGCUUUGAUUAUUUAAUAUUCGUAUGGGACGUCGGCAAAGGCGAAGCGGUGAAGAUAAUAGACUGUCACAGUGACGUCAUCUACUGCAUGUCCUUCAACAGAGAUGGCUCCCUCCUCGCAACCACCUGCAAGGAUAAGAAACUGAGAGUCAUAGAGCCGAGGAGGGGCAUCGUGCUUUCUGAAGGCACGUGCCACGGCGGCACCAAGGCGUCUAAGUGCACGUUCCUGGGCAGCUCGGGCAAGGUGCUGACCACGGGCUUCUCGCGCCACAGCGACCGCCAGUACGCGCUGUGGGAGCCGCACCGCCUCGAGCGCCCGCUCGUCUGCGAGACCAUCGACAGCUCCUCCGGCGUCGUCUUCCCCUACUACGACUCUGAUACCAAUAUGGUAUACCUCGCCGGCAAGGGAGACGGAAACAUUCGCUACUAUGAAGUAGUGGACGAGCCGCCUUACGUGCAUUUCCUCAAUCAAUUCCUGUCUGGAAAUCCUCAGCGCGGGCUCGGUUUCAUGCCGAAGCGUGGCGUCAACACCAGUAUAUGCGAGGUGUUCCGCUUCUACAAGCUGCACACGUCGCGCGGCCUCUGCGAGCCCAUCUCCAUGAUCGUGCCGCGCAAGUCCGACUGCUUUCAGGAGGACCUGUACCCGGACACGGCGGCGCCGCAGCCGGCGCUGUCCGCGCGCGACUGGCUCAGCGGCCUCAACGCGCCGCCGCUGCUCAUCAGCAUGAAGACGGGCGUGACGAUAUCGACGCACAAGCCGCGCUCGAACAAGGACGCGCCGGCGCUGCAGCCGCAGGACGCCAACAACCGCAAGAAGUUCGCGUUCCUGUCGCGCGAGACCACGCCCGACUACCGCCCGCUCGCCACCUGGCAGCCCGACCACGGCGACCAGCCACAGGUAACAGACAAAUGUCAAAAGACAAGUGCAAAUCAAAACACAAAGUUCCAUCAACUGCAGCGCAUGUUCGGGAAGCAAACGGGCGAAGCGGAACCCGUGCCGCUGUACAAGCAGAUCAAUCAGGGCGAUGUCUUCAACACUGAGCACGAGUUACGAUUGGCGUUUAACCGGCAAGGCGAAGAGUUGCGCAUAGUGAAACGCCAGCUACAGAACAGCCAGCAGCGCGUGCGGGAGCUCGAGCAGCACAUUGCGACGCUCCAGGCUCGUCUGCGGGACGCC